Molecule: messenger RNA, 1482 nt
Organism: Mesorhabditis belari
Lineage: Eukaryota; Metazoa; Nematoda; Chromadorea; Rhabditida; Rhabditidae
Source: the annotation of a GenBank genome assembly
AUGGCUAACACGGCCACUACAUCGACGGCCGCAAAAAAGAAGCAAGAUGAGCGGAACUCGAAAAUUAUUAGAGAGUUGGCGAAUUUGCCCGACAAUCGCUUUUGUUUCGAGUGCGGUCAACGGGGACCAACAUAUGUGAACAUCACCGAGGGAUCAUUUUGCUGCAGCACGUGCUCCGGACUAUUAAGAGGCCUCAAUCCGCCACAUCGAGUCAAAUCCAUCUCGAUGGCCACCUUCUCCAACGAGGAACUUGAAAAGAUUCGAACGCUUGGAAACGCGGAAAAUAAGAAAACCUGGCUUGGUCUUUAUGAGGGAGCAGCGCCUAAAUUUGCGACAAGAGACGAACGGCAAACUUUCUUAAUCAAAAAAUACGAAAAGAAAGCUUGGUUUGUGUCUCGAAGUGAAUUGAACGAACAAGAGAGACUAUUCACUGCGGCAAGGGAACGCUCAAGUCAAUGCUCGACCAGUGUCACCUCGGAAAGUAGUCAACAGACAAACGACCUCUUGAAUGAUCCAUUCUCUGAUGCGUUUGCUUUCACGCAGACACAAGGAACGAAUUUGUCGGUGCCUCUCUCUCCGCCCUCUCAACUCGCUCCACCGCCUCCAUUGUUCUCAACAUCUCCGAGCAACUCCUUUCCGAUGCCGACAACGACAACACCAAAGACGAAGCCAUCUCUUCCCAUUAAUCCGCAAGUAUCAGCUUUUGUUGAUCCAUUCUCACCGGUUGAGACGCAAAAGCCGAUCGCUUCCACAAAUCCAGCUGAUCCGUUUGCUGACUUCGAUAAUCUCUUCGGUGGCCUAUCCGUUCAAAAGCCUCCACCAACACAAAUGCCAAGAUCGCAAACCGUUGGCGGAGUGUCACCACGACCAGCUCAAGUUCCAAUAUUGCAACAGCAACCGAUUGUUUCUCAAACGCGACCAGAUCCUACUCCAUCAGUGCCGAUUUCUCAACCGUCUGCCGUUGAUAAAUACUCGGCUUUGGCUGAGUUGGAUCAGAUCUUCAGCAGUGGAUCACCGGCUACAACAGCUCCAGUGAAUGGACAUCAACAUCAACAACAGCCCCAGCAACAACAAUGGAGUUCGUCAGCGUAUGGCUCAAGACCGACGAAUGGUGGGAAUCCAUUUGGACAGGCGACUCCGGUAGUGGCACCGAUUCAACAGCCAAACCCUGCCCAAGCCUGGCCGAAUCCUUUUCAAGUGGUGAACCCAUUCGGACCGACAAAUGGCCAAGUGAAUCCCUUUGCUUCGCAAAUCCAAAAGAGCUCAACAGUUGGGGCUUUUGGGGAUCUUUCAUCGAAUUCUAUGAAUCAGCAAUUCACCCAUCAACAGCAACACUUCGCCAGCAAUUUUCAGCAUUCGGUCGGCUUUGUUGAAGGGAAUCCUUUUGCCUCUUCAUUCUCCAAUCCACAAAGCUCAGCGCUGCAGCCGAACCGUCUUCUUUCCAACUCGACCACGAAUACCCCGAAUUGGAAUCCGUUUUCG